GGGCAAGCCCCGCCCGCCCGGGGCCGCCCAAUGGCCGCAGAGCCUCACCAGCCGCGGGGUGCCCGCCGGGGGUCCGGCCGCCUCCCUCCCUCCUUCCCUCCCUCUGCCCGCCAGGGGCCUUCCCCGACCCCGAGUGGGCCUGGGCGGCCACCGGGCCUCUCUCGCAGCCUGGCUCUGGACCCGCCGGCCUCCCAGCCCCGAGGCCGUCCUCCGCUUGGGUCACACAGGGCCCGAACGCGACUGUCUGUCUUGUCCGGGUUUCUCCUUCGAGCCCAUCCGCCCUGGUGCCGUUACAGGUAAUGGCGUUGCUGGCCUGCUUCCACCAUACAGCACCGCCUAAAAGAGGCCCUGGAGCUGUCCCCGAAGCGGCUGCCUUCCAGCCUCAGCAGCCUGAGGAGUGAGAUUUGGCUCCAACAGCAGCAUCCAGAACAGCUACGAAUUUGGGUUUUUUCCUCUCUCAAAGCAUGCCGGAUCAGAAGGGAGAAUUCUUCAGCUGAGGACAAAACGGGAGGCAGGAGCUAACAGGAACAAGAAGUCUCUCCCUGCAGUGUAUGCGGUCCUUGCUCAGUCUCCAUUUGGAUCACAGAAUCUUAAGGGUUGGAAGGGAAUCCACACCACCUUCUGGCAAGAGUCCCAUAGGUCUGCCACCCUCCUCCAAAAACUUAAGCUUCCUGAACAGAGACUUAGACCCAAAGGAAGUUCUUUCCAUUCCUUGCUGCUUCUAACCAAGUGCUUUUCAGACAGAGUAAGAGAAGACACAGGCAGGCACCUGCUCAUCUUACAGAUUUUUCUUCUCAGGUAUAUCGUGGUCUUUGUGAUGCUGAACUAGAGGAAUGCUGGUGGUUUUAACUCACCAUAAUUUCUCCUUUAAAGGAACAGUUAUGGAGAACUGUAAGCUAGAGGGUUGGGUUUGGGGUUUUUUUUUAAACAGUUAAGUGCCCGAGUUACCAUUUGCAAUUCCUGACUGAAUUAUAAACAGAAGGCUACUUCAUCAGUAAAUGUCAUUAGUACAGGGUUAAGUCAUCAUCAGCUUGAAAGAGACAAAUCCUGUUCUUAAGACAGGUUUUGGUGCAUUUCAACUAACAUUUGGAUCAUUCACACUUAAUCACAGAUAAAUGGAAGGUAAGGGAGCAAGCAGCAAGAUGUAUUGGCAGACACUCUUAGCCCUAACUUGAAACUUUGCUAUGAGGAAAAAUCUAAGCUGGAGGAUAAGGAAAUUGUCAAACAGAGGACACGAGAACCUGAGGCUCACAGAAACCAAAAGGAUGCUAGAAGCCAGGCCAAAAAAUAGAGGCCAAGUCAUGUUGAGUUGCAGGCUGGAAGAGAUGUCUGUAAGAAGUACAUCAGAAGUGCUUCAGGGCGCUGACACUGCCCUGGAGCAGCAGCAGGACCUUGGGGCUGAGCCAGAAAUGCAUAGCAAAGGUCACAGAAAUCACUGGGAGCCCAACUGUGUGAAGGCUGGCUUUAUUCUGACCGCAGCGCCAUGAAACCGCGCUCCAUCUGCCAAACCCAGGGCUGCUUCUAGCGAUGCUUCCCAGUGCGGUUGAAGCGCCUGUACAAGUACCGGAUCCUCUUGCUGAGUUUGUGGUGGUCCUCCACAAACAUCCGAUCCCCCACCAACUGCUUCUUGCGGAUACACCUCUGCAGCUCGUUCCCCCGCCAGCCUCGCAGCCACUUGGGCCCACUGAUGAGGUUCUUUGGGUGGAACUGGAAGUCACCUGAAAACAGCAGAGUAGAGCAGAGAGGAUGAAUCCAGGCCCCAGAAGAGUUCACAGCGCAGCCUACCUAUUCUGCCCACCGCCCUCUUCCUGCUGGAGGUACUGCUCGGCGUACUGCUCCAGCCUCCCUUCCCUCCUGCCCUGAGGCCACAGUAAGGAGUGGCGGGGGAGCAGUGUGGGGUACGUGGAAUGUCUUACCCAGGAUUCCCACGUUGUCGUAGACCCCGAACAACGCCCGUUUUUUUGUCCACCGAUCCACCUGCUUCGGCUUCUGGGGCUCCCUGAUACGAAUGGGCCGGGUAAGCCCCGCCAGGGGCGAGGACAGGGGCACGGGGAGGCCGGGCCUCACGGGUCCCCAGCGGGCCUCGCCGCCGCUAAUGCCCCGCUCCGCCCGGAGCAGGGGCGCGGCCGGGCCCAGCAGGGCUCGUCCCACAGCCCGCACCAGCGCCGCCAUUCGGGUGACCCCGCGGGCGGUCCCCGCGCCGCCGGAGCAUGGAGGGGGAAGGAAGAGCGAUUCCGUCGGGCCGGGCCGCCCCUCUAUUCCCUGCCCGGCACCGCCCCUUCCGAGUGCUGGGGCCGCCGGAAAGCGGAAGGACGCGGGAGCUGACGUCGACGCUUUAACGGUCGAAGAGGGAACGGGAGGCGACGAUUGGGCGAAGCGGCGACGCGCGGUAUCGCUUCUGGGCGCUGAUUGGCCGGGGCAGCGGGCGGGGCGAGCGCGCGCUGAUUUGAACGCCGGGGCCUGGCUGGGGAGGCGGUGGCGGGACUGUGAUCGUGCCGAGGGAUCAUGGCGAUGGACUGGGAGUUCCACCUGCCGCUCACCCACAGCGAUCUGCUGCGGAACAGCGGCCCUGGGCGCUAUGUCGUGCAGGAGGUGAUGUCUAUCCGCGAGCUGCAGCCCGCCCUCACAGCCUUCCGGACUGCCUUCCGGGCGCGGGGCGCGCUGGCAGUGCUACAGCACUUCGACACCCUCUACAGUUUGCUGCACCAAUUCAAAGCUGUGGGGACUGCUGUCAAGGAGGAUGCGCUAGAGCUGAUGAUGUGCGUGGUAUCCCAUCAUUCCAAUGAACUUCCUGCCAUCUUGGGUGAUUCUGGACUGAGCCACGCAGACCGUGCUGCUCACCUCAACGCUCUCAAGAUGAACUGCUACUUGCUGACUGGCCUUGUGGAUGCCUUUGAAAUGGAAGUCUGCAAGAGUGAUUUAGUGGAGAACAAGAAGAACCGUACCAAAACCUCUGGGUCCUUGUGGGAAGAGGACAGGGAGCCACUCUUACAGCUGCUCACGCAGCUGCUGCAGCUGGAUCUCCGUCAGCUUUGGGGUGGUUUGGUGGUGGAAGAAGAGUUUAUCAGCUUAAUGACAGGAAGUUGCUACCGUGUCCUGGAGAAUUCAAGUAUCGGUCUUCAGAGGUACCGGGCCACACGGGAGGCUGUGACACAUCUACUUGCAGCAGCUCUGCUUCGCUAUGAUCACAUGUUCAGUGCCACUCUGAAGAUCACGCAGAUGCUACAGCACUUUGAACAUGUGGCUCCUGUAUUUGCGCAGGCUGUGAGCCUCUGGGCUACAGAAUAUGGUCUGAAAAGCCUCGUGGGUGAAUUGCUAAGGGAAAUCAGUCAGAAAUGUCCGCAGGAUGUGACUCGUGAUGCUUCUGGAAUGAAAGGCUAUGCUACCUUUAUAACUGAACUGUCUGAACAGAUUCCAGCUCUGGUGCUGUCCAACAUGAGCGUUCUCCUGCGCCACUUGGACGGGGAGAGUUACAUGAUGCGAAAUGCCGUUCUGACGGCCAUGGCAGAAGUGCUGCUGCAGGUGCUGAACGGCGACCAGCUGGAGGAAGCUGCACGUGGGACUCGGGACCAGUUCCUGAACAUGCUGCAGGCCCACGUCUGUGACAUCAACAGCUUUGUGCGCAGCCGUGUGCUGCAGCUCUUCACACGCAUCGUCCAGCGCAAGGUCCUGCCUUUGGCUCAUUUUCAGUCUGUGGUGUCUCUUGCUGUUGGGCGUCUCAAGGACAAAUCUGUGGUGGUAGUUAAAAACGCGAUCCAGCUCCUGUCUGCAUUUUUGUCCAACAAUCCCUUCUCCUGCAAGCUAAACUGUACUGACUUGGCUGAGCCACUGAAAAAAGAGGUGCAGAAGCUGCAAGAAAUGAGAGACCGUAGCAGAUCCACAGCAGCUCCCGUGAUCACCCCAGAGGAAGAAUGGGAAGCAAUGCUGCCAGAAGUGAAAGCUGCCAUACAGCAGCUCUUUCAACCACCGCAGGAAGGCGAAGAGGAGGUGCUGGAAGUUAAGGAAACAGUGGAGAGUACAUUGGAGCAAAUCAGUGGCCUGCUGAGGAAGCUGGAUUACAAGAGCGCAGCUCGCCUUACACAGAAGGCCCUGUGUCGCUUCCAGGGGAAGGAGCCCUUCAGUGGCACCACGGAGGAGAACGAAGAGGCAGCAAUCCUGAGUGUUCUGGAGAGACUUUACACAGGGCCAUGCCCAGAUGAGAACAGUGAGGAUCCUCCAGCUAUCAACGGUAGUCUUAAGACUGAUGAAGUUGUACCAGAAGAGCAGCUUCAAACAGGACUGGUCAAACAGGAGAUGUUGGUGCAAUACCUGCAAGAUGCUUACAAUUUCUCAUUGAAGAUCACAGAAGCCCUGAGUCUCAUCAGCAAGUUGAUGUACGAAAACUGUGUCUCAGUGGUGCAGGAGGCCAUUGAUUUCUUUGUGACAGUCUCCAAAUUUGGUGUGCCCCAGGCACUGCUUGGAGUCCGAAGGAUGCUUCCCCUCAUAUGGUCAAAAGAACCUGGUAUUAAGGAGGCCGUGCUGAACGCCUACAGGCAGCUCUACCUGAGCCCCAGCAGGGAUUCUGAGAGGGCCAAGGCCCAGGGCUUGGUGCAUUCUCUCUCUCUCAUCAUGGUGGAUGCAUCACUGGGAACCAUACAGUGCUUAGAAGAAAUACUCUCAGAGUUUGUGCAGAAAGAUGAAAUAAAGCCUGCUGUGAUCCAGCUGCUUUGGGAGCAAUUCACGGAGAAGUCCUCAUGCUCUCCCCUCGAACGCCGCACUGCUGUGAUGCUGCUGGGGAUGAUGGCACGAGGAAAGCCAGAGAUCAUAGGUAGCAACUUGGACAUCUUGGUGACAGCGGGGCUGUCUGAGAAGGUAUGUGAAGACUAUCGCCUGGCUCAAGAAGUAUGCAGUGCCAUCUCCAAACUUGCCAGUAGCCCUAAGCCAGCACUGGGGAAGAGCAAUCCACCUUUUCGGCUGCCACAGAACCACAUGCUCUUUAGUUGCCUGAGUGAGACUGUGAGUAAAGGCUUUGCCCAGCCAAGUGGUCACUGGAUCCCCUUCAUGGAGGCAGCAGUAAAGCUCAUCUACCAACUAGCGGAAGGGGCAGAGGAGAUAUGCGCUCACAUCCUGCAGGCAUGCAGUCAGCAAGCUCUGGAGAAGCUGCAGGAGUCUGAUGAGCAAAAAGCUGAUCCAGGGGCUUCUCCCAGCAGAGUCUCUGAUGGUGCUUGCAGUCUCCCCACGUUCCUGCUGAUGCACCUGGUGUCCCUCGUGGGACAGGUGGCCCUGCAGGAGGUGGUGUAUUUGGAAGUGUCAGUGAGUGCAGAGCUCCGCAGACGCCGCAUCCUUGGGGAUGAGCAGAAGGCCAAGAAGCAUUCUGAUAACAGCACAAAGAAGCAGAGACCCCGGAGCACAGGAAACGAGACUACUAUGGAGGAGGAGCUGGACCUGGUGGGAGCCUCAGCUGAUGACACCGAGGCUGAGCUCAUCCGCAGCAUCUGUGAGACCGAACUUCUGGAUGGAAAUCACCUGUUCUCUGCCUUUGUGCCACUGGUGCUCAAGAUCUGCAACAACCCUGGGAUCUACAGUGAUUCAGCGCUCUCAGCUGCUGCAGCUCUGGCCCUUGGCAAGGUCUGCAUGAUCAGCUCCGAGUUCUGUGACUCCCACUUGCGCCUGCUGUUCACUAUGAUGGAGAAGUCUGCUCUGCCCAGCGUGAGAUCCAACCUCAUCAUUGCAGCAGGAGAUCUGGCCAUCCGUUUCCCCAACCUAGUGGACCCUUGGACAUCGCACCUCUAUGCCAGGCUGCGGGACCCCUGCCCAAGCGUCAGGCAGACGGCUGGACUGGUGAUGACUCACCUCAUCCUCAAAGACAUGGUGAAGGUGAAGGGCCAAGUGAGUGAAAUGGCAACUCUGCUUAUUGACCCAGAGGAGGCAAUCAUGGGAGUGGCUCAGAACUUCUUCAGUGAACUCUCCAACAAGGGUAAUGCCAUCUAUAACCUGCUUCCAGACAUCAUCAGUCACCUCUCAGAUCCGAACCGCGGCAUCGAGGAGGAAUCCUUCCACAACAUUAUGAGACACCUCUUCUCAUAUAUUACAAAAGACAAGCAGACAGAGAGCUUGGUGGAGAAACUUUGUCAGCGAUUCCGGACUGCCAGGACUGAGCGUCAGUACCGGGAUCUGUCUCGCUGCCUUACUCUGCUUCCCCUCUCAGAAAGGGGCCUUCACAAACUGCAGGACAACUUUGACUGCUUUGCAGACAAACUUCAAGACACAGCUGUCUACAGCUGCUUCCAAACUGUGCUGCUUCGGUUCCGCAGAGCAGGCGGCAAGCCCGAGACUAAAGCCCUGGCUGAAGAGCUGGAGCAGAAGCUGUCUGCCUGCCAUAACCGAGGACAGGAUUCGGCAGAGACGUGCCAGGAGGUUCACGGAACUCCAAUGCCAGAGCCAGCUAAGAGGAAACCCACGGGAAGCUCCCACCGCCAGCCCCUGAGCACGGCCAACAGCGAUGAGGAUUUUGUCACGCCCCACUCUCGCAGCCUCCGACACUAUAAGUCAAACCGGAGUAAGCGUUCCCAAAAACGGCCUCCAACCAAAAAAGCCAUCGUCACCUUCUCCAGCGAUGAGAACAGCUCUGAGGAUGAUAUGCUGGCGGAAUUAAAAGAGGAAGAAACCCCCACCAAAACAACCCCCAUCACCAGAUCUUCAGCCCGACGACUGCGCUGAGGGAACCAUCUGCCUCUGUCUUCAACUUAAAAAUCCAUCAUGGGACAGUGCUUUAAAUGAGGACAAAACGGAAGUUACACACCAGGCUAAAGCAAUUCCAUCCCUGUCUUUUGAUAUCUCCACAAUGAAAGGCAGAAAGGAAAGUAGCUGCUGCUUUGACUGGUUUUGCCUUGGCUUUGCAGAUAAAAGCAAGCUGGUCCCAUUAAAAAAGAGUAUUUGGGAGAAAGUCUUUCUAAGAAGAGACAAACUAAGCACUGCAUACAAAAUGCUCAUUUCCCUCCCCGUGUUGUACUUAAGCAAACUAUUCACCUUCUCUUAACACAGAAUCAAUAUAAUUUUGCUGGGGUUAGGACCUUUUAUGUUUGAUGCUUUUUAAAGCUCUUGCCCUGCAAAAGCUAGCAGGGCCUUUGAGGAGAGGUUACCUGACUCAUUUCUUGUACAGAUCUCCUCAAAAGACAAGCUGAAGGAGUGAGGAGGAAGAGAGAGGCUGACUUAGACUAGAGUGAAAGUGCUUUUAAGUUUUUUUUUUUUUUAAUAAACAAAAAAACACCCUAAAAACG
Messenger RNA from Colius striatus (speckled mousebird), 7259 nucleotides. It is a transcript of the gene NCAPD2, whose product is annotated as non-SMC condensin I complex subunit D2. Gene Ontology annotation, biological process: mitotic cell cycle; mitotic chromosome condensation; meiotic chromosome condensation. Gene Ontology annotation, molecular function: histone binding. The coding region runs from base 2506 to 6699 and encodes 1397 amino acids. The record is from RefSeq and is a predicted model, not a curated record. Lineage: Eukaryota; Metazoa; Chordata; Aves; Coliiformes; Coliidae. Gene Ontology annotation, cellular component: nucleus; condensed chromosome, centromeric region. The transcript is spliced from 33 exons.